This is a messenger RNA of Hydatigera taeniaeformis, 624 nucleotides long. The record is from the annotation of a GenBank genome assembly. Lineage: Eukaryota; Metazoa; Platyhelminthes; Cestoda; Cyclophyllidea; Taeniidae.
AAAAAUCAACUCUUGAGAGCGCUAAAGCUAAAUCGGCCGGAAUUCCCCUACCUUAUCGCGGGACUUCUUCUAUCUUUGGCAUCAGGACUGAGUCAGCCUGCAUUCGCGAUUCUUUAUUCGGAAAUGUUCAGGAUAUUUUCCCAAAACUCAACACCGGAUGAACAACUGUCCCAAACCGCAUUCUACGCGGGUAUGAUGGCCGUGCUCGGACUCGCACGUUUCCUUACUCAGUUUCUAUCGGAGAUUGGCUGGUUUGAUCGCGUAGAAAACAGUCCUGGCAUCUUAACUGCCCGUCUGGCCACGGAGGUCUCGGCAUUGGAGACGGUGACGGGUACACAAUUGGGAACUUUGAUGGAGGCGUCGAGUUUAAUUGUCGCUUCCCUUGUCAUCGGUUUCACUUACAGUUGGAUCCUCUCUCUCGUCAACCUCUGCUUUGUGCCUCUUUUAAUAGUCUUUAGUGCUCUACAGAUAAACCAAAUGGUGGCCAGUCUGCAUCCUCACGAAGUGGAGGGCUCACAGGUGAUGCAGGAGGCUCUCACCGCUGAAAGGACGGUGACAAGUUUCGGUUUGGAAUCGCACUUCUACACCAUCUUCAGUCAGCGUUCUGCGCCUGACUCAGUGUAA